Macadamia integrifolia is the source of this 2020-nucleotide messenger RNA. RefSeq names its product chromatin-remodeling ATPase INO80-like. The record is from RefSeq and is a predicted model, not a curated record. The transcript has a single exon. The coding region runs from base 349 to 1839 and encodes 496 amino acids. NCBI's taxonomy places the organism in Eukaryota, Viridiplantae, Streptophyta, Magnoliopsida, Proteales, Proteaceae.
ACCAUGGGCACCUUUCGUUUCACCCAGCCACCCCCUGGAAAAGCCUAAAAAACCAUUUGCUCUGUCUCUCUACUUUCCUCCUCUCUAUGACUCCAUUCCAACCUCAUUCGAUGUGAUCUUACCAUCCUUUUGCUUCUCUCUCUCUCGUUUCUCUCUUCUCUCUCUAAAUAUCUGUUUUUUUUUUCUCCCUGGUUUUAAAGAUCUUGUAAAGCUCAUCAACCCAUUUGACCAAAAAUUUCUAUCACUAGGAUUUCCAACUUUUCACUUUUUGGGUCUUUCAGCUUGAAUUAGUUGCUCUUUGGACUUCAAUUUCAGCAAUUUGAUUCAUAAAAUUUUCGGUUUCAUGCUAUGGACGCUAGUGGAAUUCCGGCAGGGAUGAUUCCGGGUAUGGCUUCUGGAAUGCUGGGACUAGAGAUGCCUCUGCAUCAACAACAACACAAGCACCAGCAGAUGAUGAGCUUUGGCAACCAUGACGCCGACCACCAGUCGCAGUCUCAACAGGCAGCAGUGAAACAGCAAGCCUAUCCUUACAACGUCAAAAGCAAGCAGCAGCAGCAGCAAACGACAUGGAGCGACGAAGACGAACCCGGGUUCGCCACUGGCGAAGGCGGUGGAGGAGACGCGAAGAAGCGAGCAUCGCCGUGGCACAGGAUGAAAUGGACUGAUCACAUGGUGAAACUCCUUAUCAUGGUCGUCUUCUACAUCGGCGACGAUGGUGGUGGCGAAGCUACCACUACCGCCACCGCCGCCGCCACUGCCACCGAUCCUUCUUCCAACGGUAAGAAGAAGUCCGGUGGGUUGUUGCUGAAGAAAGGAAAGUGGAAAUCGGUAUCCCGAGCUAUGAUGGAAAAGGGUUUCUUUGUUUCUCCGCAGCAGUGCGAAGACAAGUUCAAUGAUCUCAACAAGAGGUACAAAAGGGUUAAUGAUAUCCUUGGAAAGGGAACGGCAUGUAAGGUUGUGGAGAAUCAAAGCUUACUAGACACAAUGGACAAUCUCUCCCCUAAGAUGAAGGAGGAGGUAAGGAAGCUACUCAAUUCAAAGCACCUCUUUUUCAGGGAGAUGUGCGCUUACCACACUAGCUGCGCCGCCGGUGCCGGUGCCGCUUCUGGCCAUCAGGCUUCCGCCGAGGUAUCCGUGGACUCUACCCACCAUUCACCGCAUCAGCGUUGCCUCCAUUCUUCGGAAAAUAAUGGGGUUCUUGCUGGUUCAAGAAGUAGGGCUGAUACACAGGGAUUGAAGGUGGGUAGGGGAGGAACCCGAGAAGCGGAAGGAGAUGAUGAAGAUGAUGAAGACGAUGACGAUGACGACGACGAGGAUGAUGACGAUGAGGAUGAAGAAGAGAUGGAUGAAGGUAGGGGUCAAAAGAGUAACAGCGAUUACAGAGGAGGUGAAGAAGACGAAUUGGGGACGAAGAAGAGGUCGAGAAGGGGGAUUUUUACGUUUUCUUCUGCUACUUCUCCUUCUCCUUCAUCUCCAGCUUUCUUGUCUCCUGCAAUGCAGCAACUGAGUUCAGAAUUGAUGAGUGUGCUUCAAGAUGGGACGAAGAACAAGUGGGAACAGAGACAAUGGGUGAGAAGCAAAUCGUUCCAAUUAGAGGAGCAGAGGAUGAGUUACCAGUACGAAGCGUUCGAGCUGGAGAAGCAGAGAUUGAAAUGGAUCAAGUUUAGUGGGAAGAAGGAGAGAGAGAUGGAGAGACUGAAGCUUGAGAACGAACGAAUGAAGCUUGAAAACGAGAAAAUGGUUCUUCUACUUCGACAGAAAGAACUCGAAUUGCUUGAUCUUCAACAACAUCAACUUUCCUCUAACAGAAGGCCAGACCCAUCUUCCAUCACUGGAUGAUUUCUGUUUAUCUUUCCUUUCCCUUCUCCCCUCUUCUUCUUCUUCUUCUAAAUUUUCUUGUAUAAACAAAUAGAAUCUGACGCUUCUGCUUUUCUUCAUUUCUUAUGUUUUUUCUUGAAUUUUGGAACUUUGUUUAUAAAAAAUCGGAUUGAACUUGGGAAUUAGGUCAUUCUGUCCAAAA